GACUGGUUCUGCAGCUUGAAGUUCAGAAAAUGGUCAAAUACUUUCUCUGCUCCUCUGAUGCUGCUUGGCCUGCUUUGUUCAUCCAGCUCUACAACCUUGUUAUCUCAGAUUCUCCAGCAUCUGCAGUUUCUACUAUCUCUCAAAUACUUUCUCAGUCUCUUAGAGAAGAAAUUUUGAUUUGUUCGUAAACAGCAGUUGUUUUCCCCUUCGGGUGUUUUAUUCCCAGUCUCUGAUUGGAAUAGGGACAGUGGACUGACUGCCAGAAUGUUGCUGACCGUUUUCUCCAUUUCCCUGUGUUUUUCCUGGGUCUCUCCCGACUGUAAGUCACGCACAACGAUUUUCACAAUAAUCUCAGGAAUACAGGAUUAUCCUGAGGUCACUGCUACUGGAAUGCUCAACGGAGUCCAAAUAGCUUAUUUUGAUAGUAAUAACCAACGCAGUCUCCCCAGGCAGCAGUUCAUGGCUGAAUCUCUCGAUAAGAAAUUCUGGGAUGAAGACACAGAUCUGACAAUCACACAUACUAGGCUUCUAAAGGAGAAUCUGAAAGCAAUCAUGGAAAUGACAAACCAGACAUCAGGAAUUCACACUGUCCAAUGGAUACGUUCUGUUGAGGUCAGUGAUGACGGUUCCAUGAAGAGAUCGAUGAGAUUUGGAUUUGAUGGAAAGGAUUUCAUUAGUUUAGAGCCAGACAGAAUGAGAUGGGUCGCAUCAAAUCACUUUGCAGUGAAGCUGAAGGAGAAAUGGGAUUCUGAUAAAUCCUGGAACAACUACUGGGAAACAUACCUCCAAGAAACUUAUGUUGAUCAUUUGAAUAUAUAUUUUCAAGCAGGAAAUGAAUAUCUCAAAAGAAAAGUUCAGCCUGAAGUGUUCAUCUCCAGGAGUGAACCCAAUCGUCAGGAUAAGCCGCUCACUCUCUCCUGCCUGGUCACUGGAUUUUAUCCUGUAGACAUCGAGGUGACCUGGCUAAGGGAUGGAGAGGUCAUGUCUGAGACACAAUCCUCGGGGAUUCGACCGAACCAUGAUGGGACCCAUCAGACCCAGAAAGAGAUAGAAAUCAGUGCUGGGGAUGAGGAUCAAUAUUCCUGUCAAAUUGAACACAGCAGCCUGUCAGAGGCCAAGCUCUAUCAGUGGGGAAUCCCCGAAAACAGUGUGGACUGUUCCCAUCUUGUAAUUGUGAUUGGAUUAGUCACUGCAAUGGCUGUAAUAUGCGGAAUAAUCAUCUGGAAAAGACCAUGGAGAGAUUCACCAAGUGGGACCUACACAACAGCUCGCAAUUGAACAGUGGAUCCUGGAUUGGCAGGUUUGAAUCCUGAUUCAACUGAGGCCUCCUCCAGUCAUGCUUCCAUCUCUUCUCAGAAAAGUGAGCAGUGUCACCGUCAGAGGGAUCUUCACGGAUGGUUUCUCCCUCACACAUUCUCAUCUUCACUGGAUCAAUCAUUUUCCUGAAAUGAAGCAAUAUUCUGAGCCAACUCAUUUUGUAGGGAACUGGUUGAUUUUGCACAUUAUACAACAAAGUUUCAAGUUUUAUGUAAAUAUCUGUAUAAAUUUUGUAACUCUCUUUUUUUAUGUUGACAAAAAUCUCUCACUAUUCUGUUUGUAUUCUAAUCUAUUUUAAGCUGAACUGAUCUGUUUUGCACAUGAAGUAACCGAUGUGAACAAACUUGAACUCUUAUGUAAGGUACCUUUAUUUUAUUUCUUCACGAUAAGGUUUGUACAAUCGCAAAACUUUGUUACUUUUUAUCAACAACGUUUAACAGCAGAUGCUCAUAAUUGUGGUUGCCUGUCAAUAAAUUAUUGUUAAUUA
Molecule: messenger RNA, 1804 nt
Organism: Rhincodon typus (whale shark)
Lineage: Eukaryota; Metazoa; Chordata; Chondrichthyes; Orectolobiformes; Rhincodontidae
Product: class I histocompatibility antigen, F10 alpha chain-like
Exons: 7
Coding region: 265-1278 (337 amino acids)
Biological process (GO): immune response
Cellular component (GO): external side of plasma membrane
Source: RefSeq, a predicted model, not a curated record